AUGAUGUAUUCUGGGAGAAUUCUCAAGAAUAGUUACUACUUACCUUUUAAGUCCAAAUGCUUGAGCAGUCUGAAUAGCCAACUACCCGAGAAGAAAUACCAUUUGCACUACUUUUUGUUAGGUACAAGUAACCCCUUUGCCGACAAUGAAAUUCAUUUGAUUGAGUAUAAUGAUCAAUCCUGUACUGUCCGGAAUGUCGAGAUCUUUGACCAUAAGGAGGAGGUCAAGCACUUGGUUUGCUUAGAUAUGUGUGAAAAGGGGGAUGGAAAGGGAAAAGAGAUUCUUAUGUGUACGUCUUCGGUUGUUUCUGCGGAUGUUGGGAGUACUAGCCAGGUUCGUGUUGACGCGAGGGGAUUGGAAUGUAGAUGUUUUCUUCAUAGGGGCAGACUUGACAACUUCGAUGAGGAAGAGGUCGUUGCAGGAGGGGAGACAGACACGACCGUGGCACAGGAGGGAGAGGGGAACCAAGGGAGUGGAAAUUUGGACGAUCUAGAGGGGGAAGAAGGAAGUAAGGAUGGGGAGGAAAACAGACCGGUAAAGACUAUGGUGAAUGAAUUGACGAACGACAAAGGGGCAAAACAGAAGUCGCUGGACGGGGGGAAAAGAAAAGCAGCGCUGGACAAACUGUGCGAACUGAGAGGCGACCAGCCAUAUGCUGGCAUCAAACACAUCGCGGUGGAUGAUCAUGAGGGUGAGUUUCGUAGAAUUGCAGUUAUAGAUAAGUACCGUUACGACAUAUUCGGGAGGAGCCAAAACGACAUGGAUUUUGUUUCCUCCAAAAACAUGGAUCGGCAGUUGAAUUACGGCUUCUUCGACCCGCAUCACGAAAACAUAUUAACCGUUAUUAGUGAUACGAGUGUGUACGGAUACGACAUCAAAAAUGACGUGGAAAUAUUUUCCACCUUUGCAAACCAUAAGUCUGAUUUAUCAUCCCUCGACUUCAAUCCCAACAUUCCAAAUGUCAUUGUAACUUCAUCAAAUGAUGGCUACGUAAAAUUUUGGGACUUGCGAUUUCUGACUGAUGCAUUUCUUACAGUUAAUAUUCAUUCGCAUUGGGUUACCUCCAUCCACUUUAACAAUUUUCAUGAUGAGUUGUUGCUAAGCACUAGCUCAGACAAUACGGUGAAGCUGCACAGAAUUGACUAUCCGGCUAACUUAAAUUUGAAGAAGAAGGAAACCAACUAUCAGUUAAUAAAAACCUACUCGGAUCACGAGGAGUCUGUUUAUCAGGGCAGGUGGAGCAAAACGGACGCGUGGGUGUUUGCGUCUCUCUCGUACGAUGGCAAAUGUGUGGUGAAUAGUGUGCCCACCGAAGAGAAGUAUAGGAUUCUCCUCUAA
Plasmodium inui San Antonio 1 is the source of this 1338-nucleotide messenger RNA. RefSeq lists its product as hypothetical. Bases 1 to 1338 code for a protein of 445 amino acids. The record is from RefSeq and is a predicted model, not a curated record. The transcript has a single exon. Gene Ontology annotation, molecular function: protein binding. Gene Ontology annotation, biological process: protein ubiquitination. NCBI's taxonomy places the organism in Eukaryota, Apicomplexa, Aconoidasida, Haemosporida, Plasmodiidae.